ACGGCCGAAGCAGCCCAACGUGCAAGUUCUGCAGUCGUCGCUACCAUGCCUGAUCGCGGAGGGAUUCGAGGUCUGCACCGACUGUGCGACUCGGUGAGCGGCGUCAACUGGCGGCCGACGCGGUUCGACGACGAGUUGACGUUGAGCCGUUACUCGUGCUGCGUGUGUCGCGUCAUUCCGAGCACGACGGUCGUGCUGCCCUGUUCGCACGCUCUGUGCGAGCUGUGUGUGACGGGGUGUGUCGUCCAAGAUGGCGGAAGCAUCUGUCCCCUGGACGCCCAGCCUUUCUGCGAAGACGAGUGCCAGAAGUUAAAGCUCCCUGCCAAGACGAAGAACAACCUCAAGGCUCAUUGCUGGAAUGAUGCUCACGGCUGCAAGUUUGUAGGCACCAUCGAGGCCGUACUGCUGCACUUCGACAGAGAAUGCGCCUUCCACGCUGUCCAGUGUCCACGCUGCGAACGAAGAAUACUGCGCACAGACAUCGCAGCACACUGUGUUGCCGGGUGCCCACAGAGCGCUUCUUGUGCAAGCAGUGCUCGGCCGAACAGGCAAGAUAGUCGACCCACAAGUUGUUACGAGAGUGCAAUACUGGAAAAGUUAUCCGCUCUUCAGACACAAAUGAGCGGACUCUCCAGAACCUGGGACUCCGCGCGUUUGAAUGUCAUCAGUGGCGCAGUCAGUGCGUUUGAAAGUAGUUGCCUGCGUGGAUUGAAAGGCAUAGAGUCGAACAUCAUAUCGACGAUGACUCAACAACUGACAGCUGGCCUGGAAGAGGUGAAGAUACUUGUCAGAGACCCCUUAAGCGAUCAGCUGUCAUCAGUUCAGAGCCAAGUGAACGAACUCGUUGAACAGUCAAGGCAACACGACGCCUCCGAAAUGCAGGAAGUGGUCUGA
Rhipicephalus sanguineus (brown dog tick) is the source of this 894-nucleotide messenger RNA. RefSeq names its product TNF receptor-associated factor 6-like. The record is from RefSeq and is a predicted model, not a curated record. Lineage: Eukaryota; Metazoa; Arthropoda; Arachnida; Ixodida; Ixodidae. The coding region runs from base 46 to 894 and encodes 282 amino acids. The transcript is spliced from 3 exons.